GGAUCUUACACAUAUGAAUUUAAAUCCAUGAAUGAUUCAAAAGCACAAGUUUACAUGAACUAUUAACAUCAACAAGUUUUAUUUUAUAAUUUAAAAGAGGAUGGAUCUGUUUGAUUUUUAUAAUUUGUCAUGGCAACUGUUUGCUCUUCUGUUUACACUGUUGGCAAUUUUUCUGUACAGACACUAUACAAUAUUGAAGAGAUACGGUAUACCUGGACCAACACCAUGGCCUAUCAUCGGAAAUCUUCAUGAACAAGUUUACAGGGGUAUGCAUGUCACAGAUGAAGAAUGGUCAAAAAAAUAUGGCAAAGUAUUCGGAUAUUUCAAUGGGUAUACUCCAGUUAUAGCUGUAACAGAUCCUGAUAUAAUCAAGGCAGUACUAAUCAAAGACUUCCAAAACUUCACAGAUAGACCACACAAUGGUAACCUCCCAAAAUUAAUGGUAGAUGGACUAUUCUUCAUGAAAGGACAAACAUGGAAGAAAACGAGAAACAUAAUUACACCCACCUUCAGUGCAGGAAAGCUAAAAAAUCUUGUGCCCAUUAUCAACAAAUGUGCUGAAACUUGCAUCAAUAAAUUAGAAAAAGAGAUUGGAAAAGAUGUGACUGUUAGAAGUUGGUUUGUAUGUUUUACAAUGGAUGCUAUUGCAUCUACAGCCUUUGGUAUAGAAAUAGAUUCCCAGAAACAACAUGAUGAUCCAUUUGUUAGAAACCUGGAGAAAAUCUUUAAGAUGGCCCGGUUGAAAAGGAUUCCUAUAUUUCUAUCAGCAAUGAUACCGCCUCUAGGAAAAUGGUUGUAUAAGAUAGGGAUCACCACAUGGCCUACAGAAUGUGUCAACUUUUAUAAUGAUAUAGGGCAGGCCUUGAUUGAUGAAAGAAGGAAAAAUAAAAUGGACAGAGUGGACUUCAUACAAAUGUUGGUGGAUGCAGAUUUUGAUAAUACAAAAGAGGGGUAUAUGAAAAAUGAGAUUAUAAUGUCCAACGGAGCUUCUAAUUGUCAUCAUGUUCAUAAUCUACAAAGGUUGACUGAUGAUGAAAUAAAAGGUCAAGCAUUUGUAUUCUUUCUUGCUGGGUUUGAGACAACAGCCAGUCUGUUACGUUACUCAGCUUAUGUCCUGGCAUUUCAUCCUGAACUAGAUUCACAACUAUAUGAUGAGAUACAGAAAUACAUUGGGCAGGAUGAUCCAGACUAUGACAGUAUAAAUGAUUUAAAGUUCAUGGAUCAGUUUAUUUAUGAGGUGCUCAGAUUUUACCCUCCAGUUCCAAGGCUAUUUAGGAAGGCUCAUGAAGAGAUAACAGUUGGAGGAAUAACCAUACCUAAAGGUACAUCAAUACAUAUACCUGUGUGGAACGUUCAUCAUAGUGAGGAAAAUUACCCUGAUUCAGAGGCAUUUAAACCUGAGAGAUUUGCUCAGGGAAAGAAAGGGGCUACAGAAAAAAUCACAUUUUUACCAUUUGGUACAGGGCCGAGAAAUUGUAUUGGAAUGAGACUAGCACUUGUUGAGGCCAAGAUUGCUCUUGUUUAUAUGUUACGGAAAAUUAGAUUUGUCAAAUGUGAAAAAACACAGGAUCCACCAUUGAAUCUGCGACAUUUCAAUUUACUGUAUCCAGCAACACCAAUCCAGGUGAGGAUAGAGGCAAGGUAAUCACCACAACACCUGUGUAAACUAUAAACUAUAAUGACGAAUAAAAUAAACGACUAAUUGUCUAUUUUCUUCUUUACUUUUAUUUAAGAAACGUAUAUAAACCUAGUCUGGAUUACCUGCCCUUUUCUCUCCGUUCAAUAGUAAAUUUUAUAGUACGACAGGAACCAGACUAAUAUAAAACGUUCAAACUGCGUAGUAGUCCGGAGUAUAUCCGAAUCACACAAUGAGCGGAAAUUACAGAAAAGAAUGAACGAAAAUAAUUUACCGAAAAGAACAUUAUAUAAACCAGAAUGGGCCCUUGUUUUAAGUAAAAAUAAAAUACAAUUAUCUUCAGCACAACCUGCCAAGUUUGAAAUGUGAUAACAGGUUGAAUGAGAUCUUCUAACCAAAGAACAUAAACAGUUCAUUAUUAUCUCAUUAUUCUGUUUAUAUAGAAAUGUAUAUAAACUUUGAGCUCCACAUCAGUUAAAUCAAUAUUAUAAUAUAACAUUUUAUUUGGUUGGGCAUAGGAUAUAUAUUGGACAUACAUUUUAUUGUACUUUGUUUUUUAAAUUAAUCAUUUCAUUAAAUGAACUUUUUUCGAAAGUUAUUCCUAAUAAGAUAAUUCUUGGGAAUGUAGCUAUCCUUAAAUUAAACUUGUAGAAUGAAAUAUUUAAUUUCUUGUUGUUGCCUUGUGCCUAUAAGAGUAUAAUAGAGCAAAUGUAGCUAUCCUUAAAAUUGUAGAAUGAAAUAUUUAAUUUCUUGUUGUUGCCUUGUGCAUAUAAAGAGAGUAUAAUUUGAGCAUUAAAGAUCAAAUAAAUGUUU
This is a messenger RNA of Ruditapes philippinarum (Manila clam), 2449 nucleotides long. Its product is annotated as cytochrome P450 3A8-like. Gene Ontology annotation, molecular function: heme binding; iron ion binding; oxidoreductase activity, acting on paired donors, with incorporation or reduction of molecular oxygen. Bases 101 to 1645 code for a protein of 514 amino acids. The record is from RefSeq and is a predicted model, not a curated record. NCBI's taxonomy places the organism in Eukaryota, Metazoa, Mollusca, Bivalvia, Venerida, Veneridae. The transcript has 14 exons.